GAAAAUAAAUUAUAGUAUAGUAAUCACCUAGUGUUCUUUUUUCCUUGCUGCGGUACAGACUUCAUCUCCGGAGUUUCCUUACUGUGUUACAGACGUCAUCUCCGGGUUUUCCAGUAAUGCUGAGUAUUGUACUUUUGAUAUAUAUCAUCGAUGCAAUAUGUUAUAUAAAUACCUCAGAUAGGUCAGCCUUCUUCGAUGGAGUGAACAUAAGCAGUUCACAAAUUUCUUCAUUGCAACCGUUUCUUCUAUGGGAAACAAAGUGCACGUCAACACAACGAUGUGCAGUUAGAUGUUUAGAGACAAUAACAUGCCUUUCCUUUAUCAAACAUAGACAGUCUGGUGUGUGUCAACUAUUUUCUGCUAAUGUUAACAUUACAUCUGGAAUAGCCUCCCCUGAUACGAAGAUUUACCAUAAGCAAGUCUCUUGUGAAGAACUUGGCUACAUCAGUUUGACAUCCACAAAGAAGUGCUUGAAGCUGUAUGCCACGCCAACACUUUCAUGGAUAGAUGCAAAUUCCACCUGUGCAUCUGCUGGUGGAAAACUUUUCAGUAUUUCGUCGGCCUCAAUGUUUAGCGAUGUACUUAAUGCAAUCGCCCAAUAUGACUCAACUUUUAAGACGUUUUUCAUCGAUGGAAAUGAUAUUGAGGCAGAAACAAACUGGGUAUUUUCGGACGGAUCCUCUAUGUCUUUUCUACCUUGGGAUAAUGGCCAACCUAACUUAAGAAACAAUGAAGACUGCAUGCUUGUUAUCAAUGAAAAAUAUCACGAUGCACCAUGUACUAUUUAUUUGCAAAAGUUUAUUUGUGAAAGAGAAUUUACAAUGACACUAUAAAGUUUUUGGAUAUUUUGAAGUAGAUGAAUUAACAGUAUUUUAUACAAACUUUCCACGCAUUAACAUUCGUGUUUCGGCAUGAUUAAUAGCAGUCAAGUAGCGUUUUCAUAGAAAUUUUGAAAGAAAUAUAGUGUUUAAUAAUCAAUCCAUUUUAUGACUGUUUGCAAACCGAAUAAUAAAUUUUCAUUACCAUUGAAAA
Molecule: messenger RNA, 1032 nt
Organism: Ostrea edulis (European flat oyster)
Lineage: Eukaryota; Metazoa; Mollusca; Bivalvia; Ostreida; Ostreidae
Product: macrophage mannose receptor 1-like
Exons: 4
Coding region: 117-833 (238 amino acids)
Molecular function (GO): signaling receptor activity
Source: RefSeq, a predicted model, not a curated record